AGGAAGUGCGGUCUUAACUUUGUUAAGAUCGUUAAAGGAAAUUGAAAAACCUUAGGGAUUGGCAGAUUAAAUCAUAAAUUAUGGGUGAUAAUUGGAAUUCAUCUUACGUUUAUGGAACGGAUACAAUAAGCGGAUGGGGAAACCGUUACUUUUUUACCUACUUCACGGAAAUGAGCGAGAGAAAUCCUUGGAGAACAUCAUCCGAAGUAACGGCUUUUUCCCUAAUUUUCCUUAUUUCCAUAUUUGCGAAUGUCGCAAUCGCCAUUUGUGUAAUAAGAUUUCCCGACAUGCGUACCGUAACAAACUGUUUUGUGCUAAAUUUGGCUGCUGCCGAUCUCCUUUUCGCCGUUUCCAUCCCUGCAGUGGCUUAUUCCCGAUUCCAUGAAACCUGGAAAUUAGGGAAUAUUGCUUGCAGACUCAUCCCAUAUGUUCAGUUCGUUUCAGGUGUCGUUUUAUUAUGGACUUUGGCCUUCAUCAGCAUCGAUCGCCAUAAAUGCAUCGUAAUCCCGCCUUAUCGCUCAAAAAUGACACCUACGGAAGCUAGCAUAUACUCAGCUUUAAUUUGGUUAAUGGGAACCGUGAUGUUUGUUCCGGUUCUAUUUUGGUUCCGCGAGCAAGAAACCAACGGCAAUAAAUUAAUUUGUACCUUAGUUUUCCCAAAAACUGAAUCGUUAGAUAUUUCUUUUUGUUUCAUCGUCCCCGUUGUUCUCCUAGCUUGUCUCCUCCCAAUGAUCAUUUUAGUUUAUAGCUACCAAAGAAUUUUCCACAAAAUUAUCUCAACCCGCAACACUUGGGCGAAUUCUUGCGUCAUGGUGAACACAAUCGACUCGAAGAAACCCCGCAACAAUAAGGGACGAAGACAAAGCGAAAUAAGCGUCUCCGAUAUCUUCACCCCCUGGCCAAGAAAGCUCUCGUUAUCACAACAAGAAGAAAUACGAAUCAACAAACAUAUUAAAGUAGUAAGGGUGCUAUUUUUAAACGUAAUCGUUGUUUUAUUGAUGUGGCUCCCAAUUACAAUCGUGAUGUUUUUGAUUUUUAUCGACGGAAGACGUCCCGAUGAAAAUAAAGAAUACUUCUUAAGAUCCCACCACUUUGUGAUUACCUUAAUCGUGGCGUUUUUGAACACGGUGAUUAAUCCCGUUUUGUACGGCGUGUUAUCGGAUAAUUUCCGAGCGUGUUUAAUUAAAAUGUUGUGUUUUAAGGGAAAUCAUGAAAAUGGGAAUAUUUUGAAAGAAAAUGUUACGCCGAGUAGUGGGAGGAAUCAGGGGUUUAUUAAAAACACGAGGAAACAGAGUUUGGGGAACUCGAUUAGCGAGUUGCCGCAUGAAAUCGCUUAACUAAAAAUAUCCCCUUGUUUUGAGCAAGGAGUGUAAAAUUUCCAUUAUAUUGUCAUCUCGAUGUUACAUUUUUAACUUAACAUAAUAAUUGUAAUAAAAAAGUAUUGUAAAUAUAUUCUUAUUAAUAUUGAUGAUUGUAGAUACCCGAGGAACAAAGCAAAUCUGUGAUUUAAGUUCUUUGUUAACAGUAUUAAAUAAAACUUUAACCUUAAAGUUAAUGAAUUGAAAUGUUUUUAAGGGCUAUAUUUAGUGUAAGAU
Messenger RNA from Onthophagus taurus, 1595 nucleotides. NCBI's taxonomy places the organism in Eukaryota, Metazoa, Arthropoda, Insecta, Coleoptera, Scarabaeidae. The record is from RefSeq and is a predicted model, not a curated record.